AUGAAUAUUAGUAAUAGAAACGAACGAAAUUCAUAUUUUGAUCUAAAUUUUGAAAAAUGGCAAGCACAGUUUACAUUAUUUUAUACAAAUCAUAUUAAUAUACGUGAUUGUGGUUUCUCGUGCUCAAGAGCAUUUGUAAUAGAUGGCUUCCAGAAAUCAGAUCGAUUUAUUUGUCAAUUUAAAGGUGAAACAAUUAAAUCAGAAGAAUUAGGCGAAAUUCAAUGGGGAUGUGGUAUUCGUCCAGAAAUGAUACCCGAUAAGAAUAAUCAUGGCUAUUGGACUAAUACAUGUUAUUGUCCUAAACAUAUUGCUUUGGCAAACAAACAACACAAUCAGCAACCACACAUACCAGAUGAUUACGAUGAUAUAGAUUGUAAUGUAUCUCGGGCUGAUCGUUAUUAUAGUAGAUUAACAUCAUACGGUAUUGUUUUAACAAUGUUUAACUGUGGCAUUAUAGUUGCUUUCCAUGAAUUGUAUCAAUCUGAAGGUCCAUUGCUUGUACUGUACCAUAUAUGUUCAACAAUUAAAAAUUUUUCACCAUUACUUGCCGUACCAAAAUAUCUGGUUUACGAUAAUGCAUGUGGCUUAUUUCUAACCUUUGAUAGCCGUAUUAAAAAUGGAAAAAUUAAUCGAACUCCAUCAACAGAUGUCUUAGAAAAAAUGACAUUCGUCGUCGAUAAGUUUCACAUUAGCAAUCAUACACGUCCCAUGUGUCAAAAACAAACCAAUCCGUACAAUUACGAAGAAGUUCGAAAAAUAAACACACAAACAUGUGAACAAAUGAAUUCAAAAUUGAAACAUUACCAGAACGCUUGCUCAUCAUAUUCGUCACCGAAAAGCAAAGUGUUUUAUUUAUUAUUUCUUGUAGAGCGAAGUGGUCGUCCAAGUGUCGGUGAUGGCAGUGUACCUCCAUCUGACGCGGAUGAUGAUUACAAUGAGGAUAUUUUUGAUUAUGUAAAUGAUACGCAGCCAGACCGAUGUGAAAAAUACAAGUCAUCUGUGCCACAGCAACAUCCUUUUUAUGAUGAAAUUAAAAAGUUUCAAUCAGACAGCGAAUUAUUGAAAUCUGUUCGAUCACAAGUAUUUAUACACACCGAACACUUGAUUAAGACACCUGUUCUACUCGUGCUGUCUUCUGUAUUUAGUUACCCGUUAGAUGAUGCAACGUAUUUGUAUGUCGAUACAAUCGACAUGUUAAAAGGUAUGAUGGAUCACCUCGAAAAACAACAACAAUUUGCUGUUGAUUGUGAGGUAUGUGAAGCUCUUGUGGUUUUCUCAUUUACCACUUGUUGUUUUAGUACCUUUAGAGACAUAGUUGUCGUUCAUACCAAGCCUUCACUUGUGCCUUACAGAUAUCAACGCGUUCGUUCAAAUAAUAAUCUCCUGGAUCCAUUAGUAUUAAGAGAAGACUUACAUGUAUUAAAGACUGUAUUUACAAAUCUAAAACUAUUAAAAGUGAGCAGAAAUACUAAACAGAACAUUCCGUGUCAGCAGCUAAGGAGUCCUUUAAUAUUGAUUAUAAUCUCAUGAUUCGUAGUACAUGUAAAUAUCUCUCACUGUGUUCUUUUUAGGUAUUU
Messenger RNA from Didymodactylos carnosus, 1577 nucleotides. The record is from the annotation of a GenBank genome assembly. Lineage: Eukaryota; Metazoa; Rotifera; Eurotatoria; Philodinida; Philodinidae.